This is a messenger RNA of Stegostoma tigrinum, 4897 nucleotides long. RefSeq names its product ribosome-binding protein 1-like. The transcript is spliced from 24 exons. Lineage: Eukaryota; Metazoa; Chordata; Chondrichthyes; Orectolobiformes; Stegostomatidae. The record is from RefSeq and is a predicted model, not a curated record. Bases 257 to 3268 code for a protein of 1003 amino acids. Gene Ontology annotation, biological process: protein transport. Gene Ontology annotation, cellular component: endoplasmic reticulum membrane.
CAGUGGUAGGGAGAGAAGUGCCACGACUCCAAAGCGCUCGGGUUGAGUCCGUGUGUGGAUCGGCGGGCAGGGUGAACAGCCAGGGGGAAAAAAAUACGGGGUGGCUGAAGGACAAGGAUAGGGAAGCAUCUCUCACACGAUCUGCACCGCACCACAGUUAGAUUCAACAUCCCAGGAGACAGAGACCCCACCACCCACCCCUCCACAGGCUUGUCUCACGUUCGAGGUUUUAUACAAAUCAAAUCUUUAAGCAGACAUGGACAUGUACGACCCACAAACCUUGGGUUUCAUGGUGUUUGGUGGCUUCAUGGUCAUCUCUGCCAUUGGAAUUUUCUUGGUCUCCACCUUCUCCAUGAAGGAAACGUCCUACGAAGAAGCGUUGGCAAAACAGAAGAAAGAGCAGGAAAAGGCUCAACAAGCUAAAUCUGAAAAGAAGAAGAAAGAAAAAUCUGUGGAGAAGAAAGGAAAACCAAAGAAAAGAGACGAGAAACCCAAUGGGAGAAUCCCAGAAGCUGAGCCCAUGCAGGAUGUCUCAGAAGCCGAAGUCGAAGUUGAACCUGUUACUGUGCCAACUAUUGAGCAUCCUAUUAUGGCCGUUUCAUCUCCUCUUCCUCCUGAGUCUUCUCCCCCAGCCUCCAAAGAAAAGAGGAAGAAGGAAAAAAAGGUUGCCAAAGUUGAACCUGCCCCAAAUCCUGUUUCAGCCCAUGCUGCAGUCGGCAGCUCCUCUAAACAAGCUCCUGUGCCUGCGGUGGAAAUGGUUACUAGGGAAGUGCCUGUAAUGGCAGUCCCGCCUGUGGGUGCCCAGCAGGUUGCACCCAUUGCUGCUACUCCUUCUCCUGGAGGUGCCAAAAAGAUUGAAGCAACUCCCAACCAAGAUGAAGCAAAACAAGAUGCCCCAGCCAAGAAGAAAAUUGCAUCUAAGAAAAAGCCCGAGCCCAUCAAUGUUCCUGCUGACACCUUGGAUGGCCCUCUCUACAUUCCUUACAAAACCCUGCUUUCCACAGUGAGCAGUAUGGAUUUCAGCGAGGGGGAGGCCCAGCAGCUCAUCGAGAUCCUGAUGGACAAGGCUGGCAUUGUGCAGGACACCUGGCACACAGCUACUCAAAAAGGAGACCCAGUAACAGUUCUGAAACGCCAACUGGAUGAGAAAGAGAAGCAGCUUGUAGCAGAGCAAGAGGAUUCCAGUGCAGCCAAAAGCAAGCUUCGGGAAGUCAACAAGGAACUUGCAGCUGAAAAAGCCAAAGCCUCAGCCAAUGAAACAAAACUAAAGGAGCAGUUGACGAUGCGGGAGGAGGAGCUAAAUGCGAUGCAGACCCGUAUGCAGGCCAGUUACCAGGACCAUGUGGCUGAGACACAGCAACUACAGGCUAAGAUCCGAGGGCUCCAAGAACAGCUGGAGAAUGGACCAACAGCCCAGAUAGCCAGGCUGCAGCAAGAGAACUCCAUUUUAAGAGAUGCCCUCAACCAGGCAACAAGCCAGAUUGAAAGCAAGCAGAAUGCCGAACUGGCUAAAUUGCGGCAGGAGUGUGCCAAACUAACCAAGGAGCUGAGUGAGAAGUCAGAGGCCCUCCAGCAGGAUGAGCAGCAGAGGAAGGUUCUGGAGGGCAAAGCCAGCAAGUAUGAGCAGCAGCUUACUGAGCUUCAGUCAAAUCAGCAAGAGACAGAGAGGAUGUUACAAAAACGACUUGAUGAUGUUAGCGAGGAGCUUCGUAAGUCCCAGAGUAACUAUUCCAGCCUGCUGACAGAUACUGAGAAAACGAGAGGGGAACUGUGCACUACACUCAGUAGCUUCACCGAUCUUCAGGCUAAAAUGGUAUCCACAGAGGCUGACCUGAAGAGCAAAGUGGUGGAGCUGGAGAAGCUACACAGUCAACUGAUGGAGGCUGGCUCAGAGAAAGAACGUCUCGAGGAAAGAAUCAAGUCGAUCGAAGCUCUACUCGAGGCCGGUCAAAACAAAGAAACCGAGGAAGAACAUCCAGUUCAGGCCAUCCAACAGGAAGAACUGGAACAAUUGGGGAACAGGCUAAAGGAUAAAGAUGUUCAGAUUACCACUUUGGAACAGGAGGUACUGCAGCUCAAAGAAACAAUUGAACAGCAAAAAAACAAAAACAAUGACCUUCGAGCGAAAAACUGGAAGGCCAUGGAGGCUUUGGCAUCAGCCGAAAAAAUGAGCGGGGAGAAAUUCAUUGCUGCUAAGCAAAUAAAGGAACAGGCAGAGAACCAACUAAGAUUGGUCUGCACACAAACCAAAGAAAUGCUUCAGGGGCUGUUCCCAGAGGUGUCUGUAUCAUCACAACAGCUUUAUAGCGAUUGGUUGCAAGAGUUCAAACAGAAGACAUUGGAAUUCCUGAACCAGCCAAAUAAAGAUCCCUCAAAUCUAGCACUUAAGUUAAAAGAAGCUGAAGAAGCCCGAAGCACUUUACAAGCAGAUUGUGACCAGUACAGAACAGUUCUCGCUGAGACAGAGGGAAUGUUGAAAGACCUGCAGAAAAGCGUGGAAGAGGAGGAGCACGUAUGGAAAGGAAAGUUAGCAGAGUCCGAGGCAGAAGUUCAGAUGGCACAGCUACAAGUAAAAAAGUUAGACGACAUGCUGGAGAAAAUGAAGCUAGAAGCCCAAAACACAGAACAGAUGAAGGAUCGUGUUGUUGAAUUGGAGGUACAGCUACAGCACCAAUUAGAAUCUGCAGACUCAGUGUGUCAGAAAUACUCAGUAGAAGUAAAAGAGUUGAGCGAGCUCCUAAAUGAUGCACAAAGCCAGCUUGAAAUAGCCAAUAAAGAGGUACAGAAACACAGUGAGGAGCUUUCACAGGUGAGGCAGCGACUGUCUACAAUGGAGACCCAUAUGCGUGAUGGAGAGUUGGCUGAAUCGUUGUCUGAGCAAGUUGACCCUGCCAAGUUUAAAACCCAGUUGGAAGAAACUGUGAUCAGUCAGCAGAUACAAAGACAGCAGCUGGCUGAAGAAUUUGAAAAGGCCUGGAGAUCUGCACUAAACUUACAGGAAGAGUUGGAAAAGUUGAGAGCAGCUGGGGACAGUGUCACCUGUGCCGGAGAGGAUAUCGUUCAACUAAAGGAAAGACUUAACAAGGAAAAGAAAAUGACCAAGAACUUGAGUGAAGCUGCUGCAAAACUCCAGCAGAUGCUGAAGGCUACCCAGGAACAACUUAACAAGGAAAAAGAAACUGUUGUGAAGCUACAAACACAGAGACAGGAAAAGGAAGAGGAGAGGGCAGUGACGGAGGAAGGUAUGAAGGAGGGGACAUCCGUCUAAAGAGUCUACAGUUGCAGUGAACACUACUCGAACUUGCCAGAUGCCUUACAGAUAUAAUAGUUCUUAUGCCAUUCCUAAACUGUGUGCUCAGUAUUGUACCGUAGUUAAUUAUGAACUGUUAGUGAGCCAGUCAAAAGUUUGAGUAAAGUUCCAGUCACCAGUUUUUUUAAAAAGCUUUUUUGACUUUUCUUCUCAUUUUAAGACACAUUACAACGAAUGAGCUCUGACUGUGUCAGUGAGCUGAAAUCUAGAUGUCCACCUUGUAUAUGAAACAAAAUGACCUGAAUGCUCAGUUUACAUGAAAAGGGAAGCAAAUGUACUGUUGUGGGGAAUGUACAUUGAAAUGUGCAAUUAUUAUUAUUUUUUUCUUCAAGGAAAAAAUGAAUAAGCAAGAGAAAAGGAGCAAGUGAAGUUUAGGUCUUUCAAUGAUUUUUAUUCAGCUGUGAGGCAAACCUUGGCCAGUGACAUGAUUGGGUUGACAACAGAACAAGUUUUCACAACAUUCUUUUUUUGUUUUUCUAAAGGUUGUCCUUACGACAAAUAAAACAUUGUAACCGCUGUUCACCGCCCUGUGUGAUCUUUCCAUUGGGAAUAUCAACGGAUGAAUUGGAGACCUGUAUGCAGUUCAAAUUGAUGAAAUGGUGGCUUCUCCAAAUGUCCUCUUUUCCUAAGAAUGCAGUCAGGGCUGUUUGGCCCUGACCUGGUAUCUGUAUUUGUGCAUUUUGCCAAUAGACAGGGCUGAACUGGAUACCAUGGAUUAUUACAGUUCAUGAACCCAGUUAUCAUGUCUUUACUCUCACCCUGAUUACUUCAGAAAACCUUUCUGACCUUACAGUCCAGUUCUACAUCACAAAGUGCAUUUAUCAAAUGAUGUAAAUAGGGAAGCUUCCUCAAUAUUAAAACACAUAACAAUGAAAAUCAAAAGCUAAAUUUAUAAAAUUAAUGUUUUUGCACAUGUUCCAGUCUGAUCGUGAGGCUGAAUAUAAAGGAUUGGGGAAGCAAGUGAAGAAAGAAGUAAGCAUGUGAAAAGAAGGUAUGAGAAGGGAUUUAAUACAUGGAGGCGGAGGGAACGGCUGAGAUCCUAAGUACUUUGCACUUGUCUUCACCAAAGAAGAAGAUGCUACCAAAGUCACCAUGGAAGAAGGGUUAGUUAAUGCACUGGAUGAACAAAAAUCUCAGAAGCUACAUGAAAGGCUGGCUAUACUGAAAGUUGAUAAGUCAACAGAACCAGACCAGAUUUGUCUAAGCCCCAGAGGGAUAUCAAGGUGGGAAUUAACAAGGCACUGGUUGCAAUAUUCCAAUCCUCCUUAGACACACGGAUACUUGGCAGAGACCUGGAGAAAUCCUAAUGUUGCACCUAGUUACAUGACUCAAAACUAGUCAGUCUAACUUCAGUGAUGAAAAAGCUUUUAGAAAGUAAACAAAAAUAACAAAUACUUCGUUGAAUGCAUAUUAAGGAAAACCAGCAGAUUUGUCAAUGCAAAUUGAAUCCAAUUUUGUUUUUUUUGGUGAGUUAAUAAGCAGGGUUAAUGUCAACGAAGAUGAUAUGGUGUUCAUGAACUGCCAAGAUGUGUUUAAUAAAAUAUCACAAAACAGAUUUGUCAGCAAAAUUAAAGACCAUACAAAGAA